Molecule: messenger RNA, 1361 nt
Organism: Dendrobium catenatum
Lineage: Eukaryota; Viridiplantae; Streptophyta; Magnoliopsida; Asparagales; Orchidaceae
Product: ethylene-responsive transcription factor ERF003-like
Exons: 2
Coding region: 21-593 (190 amino acids)
Biological process (GO): regulation of DNA-templated transcription
Molecular function (GO): DNA binding; DNA-binding transcription factor activity
Source: RefSeq, a predicted model, not a curated record
UACACCAGGGGCCAUAAGUCAUGUGCCUUGGUUGCUUACAAAAGAGGACCAGAUUAGGGGUAUUAUUUCAUAGCAUUUUCUAUCAUCUUUCUUUAUAUAAGAGAAAAGCUGCAGGCCCUCUCAGUAGCCAGAACUCAAAUCAAAACAAACAAAGAAUGCCAAAGCUGCAGAGAUACAGAGGAGUGAGGCAGAGGCACUGGGGUUCCUGGGUCUCAGAAAUAAGACAUCCUUUACUAAAAACUAGAAUUUGGCUUGGCACGUUUGAGACAGCUGAAGAUGCGGCGAGGGCCUACGAUGAGGCGGCUAAGUUCAUGUGUGGUGCAAGAGCAAGGACAAACUUCCCGCCGAAUUCAAGCUCGGCAUCGGCCUUAUCGCCUAGCCUUGUGGCUAAGUUGGAGAAGUGCUGCAUUGCUUCUCAAGAGGAGAUGAUAAGAGCUAAAGCAGAGAUGGAGAGAGAGGAGAUGAAGUGCAUGGAUGAUGAGUUUAUUGAGGAGAUGAUAGAGGAGCUAAGAUACUAUGGUUCUAUGGAGAUAUCAUCCUCCUAUUCUUCUUCUUCUUCUUCUUCAACCUCUUGCUCCAAUUCCAUUGUUUGACCUUUAGCAGGUUUUAUGAGGAAAGGCUAACGGGUCAUUCGCAUGGGUCUCUAUUUUGUAAAUUAUGUAUAGUGGAGAAUUGAGAGAGUUGGUUUUUAUGAUUUUGAGCGGCAGCAUCAUCAUCAUCAUUAACCGGUCAGCUUUAUGAAUCCUCAAUCUCCAUUAUAUAUUUAUAUUAAAUAUAUUUGUAUUUUUAUCUCUAUUAGUAUUAUCUUUCAUCUUCUUUUUUUAAUCUUUUGACAACUUGUUUUAUCCAUCCAUUGAAUUUAUCAUCUUUCAACGUAUCUGUUCAAAUUAUUUAAAUUCAAUUUUUAUUAUUUUAUUUUCAAUGGAUGUUUUUUUAAUCAUCAAUUUAACAUAUUUUGUUUCUUUAUACUUAAAUUAUGGUCUGUGAGCAUACAUUUGGCUGUCUGUAAAUAAUAAUAUAACUAAAAAAAUGAUAUUUUUCAUUUUUCACUCAAUUUGAAUGUGCAAAAAAAUAAAAUAAUCAUUUUUUUAAGGAUUUUUAAGGUCAUUUGUUUAAUUUGUAAUCAAUGCGUGCAUGCUAAUUAUAUCCAAUUAAACGACAUGACAAGUUUAACAAAUCUUAUAAUUUUUCAAAAUAUGAUCUCUAACUUCACAAAUCAAAUAAACCCUUAAGUGAAAUUGUGAGGAAGAAAAUGUUAGUAGCAUUUAAGUUGCCCUGAACCGUAUCAUGCAGAACUUAAAAAAAAGAUUUCAUUGCAGCAGAAAAUAUUCUACUUUUGUCUCAGCUUUAAUGCAUCUGCA